This is a messenger RNA of Temnothorax curvispinosus, 438 nucleotides long. Its product is annotated as DNA-directed RNA polymerase II subunit RPB1-like. The annotation marks the transcript as partial. Gene Ontology annotation, biological process: DNA-templated transcription. The transcript has 2 exons. The record is from RefSeq and is a predicted model, not a curated record. Gene Ontology annotation, molecular function: DNA binding. Gene Ontology annotation, cellular component: RNA polymerase II, core complex. NCBI's taxonomy places the organism in Eukaryota, Metazoa, Arthropoda, Insecta, Hymenoptera, Formicidae.
UCUAGUUUCUAGCGGAAGGCGGUGGGAGACGGUGGUCGUUGGUAGUCGUGUGGUCGUCGUGUGGAGUCACGAUCUGUGAAUCGAAGCAAAAUGGCGACGUCCGACUCCAAGGCACCUCUGAGGACGGUGAAACGCGUCCAAUUCGGCAUCCUCUCGCCCGACGAGAUACGUCGUAUGUCAGUCACUGAUGGCGGCAUACGAUUUCCGGAAACAAUGGAAGGGGGCCGCCCUAAACUGGGUGGCCUCAUGGACCCGAGGCAAGGUGUUAUUGACAGGAAUUCCAGGUGUCAAACUUGUGCUGGGAAUAUGACAGAAUGUCCUGGCCAUUUUGGUCAUAUAGACCUAGCAAAACCAGUAUUCCAUGUGGGAUUCAUUACAAAAACUAUAAAGAUAUUGAGAUGCGUGUGUUUUUACUGUUCCAAACUGCUUGUCAACCCU